Messenger RNA from Nomia melanderi (Alkali bee), 1002 nucleotides. RefSeq names its product Niemann-Pick type C-2b (gene Npc2b). NCBI's taxonomy places the organism in Eukaryota, Metazoa, Arthropoda, Insecta, Hymenoptera, Halictidae. Gene Ontology annotation, biological process: intracellular cholesterol transport. The record is from RefSeq and is a predicted model, not a curated record. Gene Ontology annotation, molecular function: sterol binding.
GACGAAUGAUCGGCCAUAACGUUGCAUCGUCACAGCGGCUCGCAGUCGAAAGUCGGACUCGGAGCUGGUUGGAGCAAGCAGAUACGGCAAGGAGCUCAUCGCGCACAGAAUCUUCUUUCGAGGACGCACCGCAACGAACUUUCACCGAUAAUUAUGCUGAGGGAAACGAUUCUCGUGUUCGCGGUUCUGAUCGCGGUGGCGAACGCCACGGAAGUCCUCAAGUGUGGCAGUGGAGAGCUGUACGAAGAUUCCAACCAGAUUAAGAUAUCCGGCUGCGACAAGCCGCCGUGCAAGUUGAAGCGUGGAACGAAGGGAACAGUGGAGCAGAAGUUCGUGCCCAACAAGGACAUCGAGAGUGUUACGAACAGCGUGAGCGCCGCGGUUCUCUCCGUGCCGCUGCCGUUCGUCGGCGUGGACGGGACCAGCGCGUGCGAGAAUAUUUUCAACGCGGACGGCACGCCCGCUGGAUGCUCGCUGAAGAAAGGCGUCGAUUAUUACUACAAACGGGAGUUCCCCAUCCUGCCAAUCUAUCCUACGAUCUCAAUGGUGAUUCACUACGAGUUGAAGGAAGGCGAACAAUCGAUAGCGUGCUUCGAGGUUCCUGCAAAAAUCAUACGCUGAGAGGAGCUGCCCGUUCAUUCUGGGACGAUUAACUUCCUCGAUCCCCGGACCAAUGGAGCUGCGCCUCUGCGUCCGAAACAUUUGUACAAUAAGGAUGGUUACCGUUGAAGAGAGGACGUUUGCGAUAGAACAACCGGCAUUCUCGCGAAUGUGCUGCUUUCGGUAGCCCGCUUUACCGUCGAGCUUAAUUAGCAUGUAGUACUCACCCGUUAUUUUAAUCGUUUCCCCUUUCCUUUUCUCUGUCUUUAAUUUACCCUCCAGCGUUCUUUACAGUUUGUCGCCAGGGACAUAGGUAAAUUAUUCCAUGCGAGGAAAGUAGCGUGUAUUUCGAUUCAGACAACGUCACGAUUACAAUUGUUAAUAAAACUUUUGUAUAAUCUA